AUGCCUGUCGCUGGCGAGCCGUUGCUUGACGAUGCCUCCAAUGAUCCCACUCAUAAAACUCGAUGGAGUUAUACAAGUCCUACUGAUCUUCCGCUACCCGAUGAAGAUCCCACACAGAAAUUCUGUCCUCGCCAUGCUACAACUAUUGCUCGCUUGAAUAGGAGCUCGUUUGGUCCUUACCCAGUUGGCGUGGAUUCAGCAACUCCCCAUCGCGAUUGGCAUUUCGGGAAUCUCGAUUAUAUCCUGUCGCAUCGGAGCUGGUGUCAAGUGUGUGGCCUCAUUGCAGAUGUUAUUAAUGAGGAUCCAGCCAACUCCAUGUUAGAACGCAACAAUGCGGAAAUAAUUGCCUGCUGGAUAUGGGACGGAGUGCUCAAUAGGAGCGGCGACGAGAUGGGAACCCUCCGGUUGAGAGUUGCCCCGGAGAUGGUUGGCUGGGAAGACUUGUUUGAGCCAUUUGAUCUGGUUCCCCUAGUAGACAGUGGCACAAACGACUCUUUAUUUCUAGGGAGAAACAUUGAGGAAGAUCAGUUCGAUCUGGAAUUGGUCAAAGUUUGGACCAAGCGCUGUGCCGAAUGGCAUGGCAGCGAGUGCCUAGAUACGACACCGUGGCAGACGUCUCACUUUGGCGUGCCUUUUAUUCGGAUGAUCUCCCUCACCGACUACAACUUGAUUGAGUCAUCUUGUCCUCUACCUUAUGCAGCGUUGAGUUACGUAUGGGGGACUUCUCCCGUAUUCAAGACGUUGCAGAGCAAUGUCAAAGACUUGAUGCAGCCACAAGGCCUACCAUUGCCGUCUCUUCCGAAAUCGAUUCGUGAUGCUAUGGUUCUAGCACGCGACCUUGGUUUUCAAUACAUAUGGAUUGAUUCAAUAUGUAUCAUACAAGAUUCUGGGGACGACAAAGUACAGCAGCUUCGCAUGAUGGACAGCAUCUACAGUCGUGCAAGUCUCACUAUUGUCGCUGCAGCUGGCGCUCAUGCAAACGCAGGAAUUCCUGGUUUACAACCGGCAACCAGAUCACGAAAACAGCAUACAGUCCAGAUCUCUAAAGAUCUGACUCUUGUGGCCCUCAAUCCAGAUACUCAUCGCAAAGCGACAGCUACAACAUGGAAUACAAGAGGCUGGACCUAUCAGGAACGACUUCUCUCAAAACGGUGUGUCUUCUCUUUCCCUGAUGGAUCUGUGAGCUUUCAAUGCUCAAAGGCUGUUUGGGGUGAAGAUUACUACGCUGAGACGCCAGAUCUGAAACGUUGCGCGCCGAUGAUGGACAUUUCCUUGAAUCGAAGCUGGAUGGCCCCGGGAUAUGCCAACGAGAGAGGCGCUCCAACUGUGCAUAUAACAAACACGCCGUAUCUACAGGAAUACUGCAGACUUGUCGAAGAAUACACUGGCCGCGAUCUGUCAUACCCGAGCGAUCGACUACCCGGCAUCAAUGGCGUUCUAGACGUUUUUCGAAGAGAGUUUGGCCUUCAGUUUCUUCAUGGGCUGCCGGAAGUUCUCAUUCAUAUGGCUCUUCUCUGGCAGCCACGCAACAAGAUGAAGCGCGUACCCAAAGACCCAAAGACAGGUUUACCGUUCUUUCCGAGUUGGUCAUGGACCGGCUGGACUGGGCCAGUUGGAUAUGAGAACUGGGAUGCAUUCAAUAGUAUGCCUGACCUGGAAGAUCGUGCCAAGCGUGUCAUUCCUUUCGGAAAGUUGGCCAAGAUGGGGUCAAGAGACCUCGAAUAUUUUCCUUUACCAACAGAGCUUCAAUCGUCUCUCAAUUGGUCAAAAAUUUCCACAACGAGACAUGGAACUUGUUAUGCUUUGGAUGACAAUGCCAACAGGUAUCAUUCAAUCCCUUACAUAGCACCAUCUACAAGGCCAGACGAAGUCAAGACAUUUGGGCAACCGCUUUGGCUUAGUCUACGCACGCGUGUCGCGCGUUUCCGAUUAACAAAUCUUGUUUUGAGUUCUGAUUUUAAUAAAGAAGACUUUCCCAUCGAGAAACGUGGCCGCUUUGGACUUUCUCUGCCGUCACCAUCUACAGGCGACCGCCCCUGGUUGGGAACAAUUCUUCUAUCUGUGCAAUAUCAUGCCAAGAUGACCCAAGACCAUGAGUUCAUAAUUCUAUCAGAAAGCUAUGGAUUCGAUCGUCAAGAGAUGGCACCAGCGGCGGCCAUGAAAAUGAAACCCUUUGAGGUUUACGAUGUGAUGAUGAUACGGAGAGUUGUUGGCGAGGAGUUGGCGCAGUAUAAAUCCCAGCUUGCAGCUGAGACAGCUCAUAUGGAUAAGUGGUUUGAUGGAAAAAGCUUUGUGGAGAGAAUUGGAGUUGGACGGGUGGUGAAAAGUGCCUGGGACGGUGACGACAACUGGGAAGACUUUGUUCUUAUCUGA
Molecule: messenger RNA, 2373 nt
Organism: Trichoderma harzianum CBS 226.95
Lineage: Eukaryota; Fungi; Ascomycota; Sordariomycetes; Hypocreales; Hypocreaceae
Exons: 1
Coding region: 1-2373 (790 amino acids)
Source: RefSeq, a predicted model, not a curated record